AUGGUGUGGUACGAUGAGACUCCUGAGUACGAAGCUCUAUCGUACGUCUGGGGCCCAACCUCGCCCGCUGAGCGCACGGUUCUGAAUGGGAAGGGUGAUUUAGAGGAGAAAGCGCAUCAGAUCAAGUUGAUGCGUCCUAUCUACGCUUUGGCGUCAGGCGUCCUGGUGUUGCUUGGAUCAGGAACCGUCGGGACAGACGCUGCAAUGCGAAGUAUAGAAAAGUUCGAUAAGGCGAUCUGGUCGACUUACAACUUCCAGGUCAAUUUCGUGGAGCUCCUACCACAAAGAGCAGCCUGGACCUUCGUCCCAACAAUGUCAUAUAUCCUCAAGCACGAAGCCGACGGCUUCGCUCUCCUGGGCCUCAUGUGGCAGACCCGCCACUUCAAGACUCCAAUUCCAUCCUGGGUUCCCGACUUCACCAUCUCCGCCGACUCCGAGGACGAGCAUAACCCUGUCUUCCUCCGUGGGAGCUGCAUGAACGUAGCUUUGUCUUAG
This is a messenger RNA of Endocarpon pusillum Z07020, 495 nucleotides long. RefSeq lists its product as uncharacterized. The record is from RefSeq and is a predicted model, not a curated record. The transcript has 3 exons. The coding region runs from base 1 to 495 and encodes 164 amino acids. NCBI's taxonomy places the organism in Eukaryota, Fungi, Ascomycota, Eurotiomycetes, Verrucariales, Verrucariaceae.